Liolophura sinensis is the source of this 4360-nucleotide messenger RNA. RefSeq names its product coiled-coil domain-containing protein 78-like. NCBI's taxonomy places the organism in Eukaryota, Metazoa, Mollusca, Polyplacophora, Chitonida, Chitonidae. The transcript has 22 exons. Gene Ontology annotation, molecular function: microtubule motor activity; microtubule binding; ATP binding. Gene Ontology annotation, cellular component: cytoplasm. The record is from RefSeq and is a predicted model, not a curated record. Gene Ontology annotation, biological process: microtubule-based movement. The coding region runs from base 151 to 2901 and encodes 916 amino acids.
GAAUACAGGAAAAUGUUCAAAGGGACGUAAAUCUGUGUCCGCUCUCCUCACAAAGGAGGAAGGAAUGCAGGUUGUCGCGAAGGAAAACAACGUCCAAACUAGGGAAAACUCAUAAGAUUUAACUAAACCAAAUGUGAAUGUUUCAUUAGAAUGAAUAUUGAUGUAUUUGGAAGAAUAAGGGCUACUGGCCCAUCCAACAUCCACACAGAUGGCCAGCACAGAGUCACAAGUGGACCAGGUGGAACUUACUUCAGUUUUCAGAAGGUGCUGCACCAAGAAAGCUCUAACUAUGAUGUGUAUCAGACUUGUGUUGAUUCUCUUGUUGACCUCUUUCUGGCUGGAUUCAACACUUGUGUGUUGGUGACAGGAGAAACUGGAUCGGGCAAGUCAUCUACCAUUGGUGGAGACUGUGGAAGUCGUCCGGGGAUCGCCAAUAUGGUCAUAGAUAAUGUCUUUAAGAAACUUGCCGAAGAUGAUAAUAGGUACAUGUACGACACCAAGGUGAAGCGUCACUCUGCUGCAGUCAGUCUGCAGAUGUAUGAGGUGUACAAUGAGACCGUGAAAGACCUGCUACAGAUUCCAGGGAUGGGGCCUGCCUAUCUGGAUCUCGAGGAGAACUCGUCAGAUGGAGUCUACGUCAAAAAUGGUGCACGCAUUACAGUUUCAAAUUCAACAGAUGGUGUGUCAGUAUUCAGACAGGGCUGGUCCCGGAGAACUGAGAUGGUCAACGAUUAUGGACCUGCCCAUGUACACUCAGCUGUGAUCACUUACAUAGACCUACAACUGCAUGUUGGAGACAACCCACACCCUAACAGAUCCCGCUUCACCCUGGUAGAGUUGCCUGGUCUGGAAAAGCUGACAGAGAACACCCACAGCCUGAUAAUGAGAGAUGGACCAAAAGUGAAGCAAGCUGUGGGCAGUCUUAACCGUGUCGUCAGUGCCCUGUCAACAGAUACAUCUCCAAACAGGGUUGUUAACUACAGUCACUCCAGAUUGACUCGACUUCUGCAGGAAGAGAUAGGUGGCAACUGCAAAACAAAGGCUAUUGUGUGUUUAAAGUCACAGUCUAACCCAGAUGUCCUCUCAACUGUUCUGCGCUUUUCUUCUCACCUGUCACAGGUGAAAAACUUCCCUAUUCUCAAUGACAGUUUUGCACAGAACUUGCUCACACAGUAUAGAGCAUCCUUGCUUCAGUUACAAAGACAGUCUGGAUUGGGUGUCCAUGGCCCAGCAGCUGGGGCUAGCAAUGUUAAAGAUGAACUCCAUGUACUACAAUCAGAAAAUGUUCAGCUGCGAGACCAAGUGGAAAGAUUAACCCUACGACUUGAUCAGAUGAAUGGGAAAUUUGGUAAUCUUGCCACAACAAAAACAGACUUGUCCCAGCAGCUGCUCAUGACAGAAGAGGAAAAGCUUAAGGUGUCACAGUCUCUGGUUGAGAUGCAGAUAGAAAACAAUCGACUUAAAGAAGAAGCAGAAUCCACAAAGUUUGAACUCACUAAUAAGAUCUUGGCACUGGAGAAUGAACUGAUGCAAGCUGAAGUUGCCAGAGAUAAACUUGCUAAAGUGAACAGGAAUGCUACAGACAGGUUGGAAGAACUGGAGCAGGAUCGCAAAGAUCUGGCGGAUGAAUAUGUCGUACUGAAAACGAACUACCUGGCAUUGACGAAGGAGCACGAGAGAGAGGUGUCAAGGAAUGAAGAGUUGAGUCUGGAGCUUCUGAAUCUGGUGAAUGCGAAGGCCACUUUGAUGAAGCAACUGGAAGUGGCAGAGAAGAGGAAUUACCGGCUAGGCAAUGCUGAUGAGGAGGUAGAUCGUGUCCGGGCCAUGGUUGGCAGGUACAGCCGCAGAAAGACUGAAGAUAUUCUUGGCUCACAAAGGGAGAGAGAAGACAUGGAAAGACAGCUGUUUGGAAACCAGAGACGCUUUGACAGUGAAAUAGACAAAAUGAAAUCUCAGCAUGAGGAAAGCAUGCAGAAGCUUGAGGACAAGAUUGCUUCUUUGACCGAUCAACUUCAGGAUUCUAGAAACCUUGCCAGGGACAAACAGCAGAAGGUGUCUGAGCUAAAUGCUAAACUUAUCACCAUCCGAAGUGAGAAGGAGCAGUUGGAAUCUCUGUAUAACAGAAGCCAGCAUAAAAUGAAGGAUGUUAAUGAGGAGUGCCGUACUAGACUCAUCAAAUAUGUGGAGGACAUUGCUCAAUACAUGGACAAAGUCCAUGACACUAACCAGCUGGUUAAGACAGAGACAAAGAUGAGGAGCUAUGUGGACUCAAUGCUGAAGGACAUACGCAAACUUUUCAAGAACAGAGAGGAGCAGUUAGGCCAGGCAGUUCAACAAUUCAAGGCCCGACUGAAACAAGCCAUACAAAAACAUGAAGAGCUCAUCGUCGCAUACAGGAACCUGCAGUUCAAAUGUAGAUCCCAGGGUAUGAGCAGUGAUGAGACUGGGCCAGAUGAAACAACAUUCUACCUGCCUGACGCUGACUUCCAAACCACACAACAGCUGGAAAUCAGACGCCUUAAAGAUGAGCUGAACACAGCCCUAAAUGAAGUGGACACUCUUAAACUGAGGGUGAGAUAUUAUGAAGCUAUUAAUGAAAAGCUUUCCACAGUGGGGGACAAACUGGUAGACUCAUGGGAAAAGAAGGAAAUGGGCCAAGUUGGUGGUAUGAGAAAUGCAGAACAUUGGGCUGCAUUGCGAAAGCAGUUGAGAGAGUUCACUCUAAAUACGCAACAGCAGUUAGAGGAUGAGAGAGCAGAGUUACUGACCAAGAACCAUGUUUUGGAGGAACAGCUGAAGGAGUGUCAAAAUUACAUUGACAGUCAUCUGCUCAGGUACAAAGAGGAGAUUGUUAGACUUCGCCGUCGCUAUGGAGAAGAUGAAAGACAAGUACUCCUCUGAUGUCCAAGUACAUAACCAGAGACAAUGGUCGUCACUAUCAUUAGCAGAAAGGCCCUUUUUUUUUGUUCCACAUACUUAUGAUUGGCCUGUAUCUUAAUAGUGCUCCAGAUGUUAUCAGUGUCCUCUUUUUUUUGUCUUAGUUGGAACAGUGUUGUGUUACCAGUCACAAUAAGAUGUCAUGAGAUAGAAAUUAUCUGCUCUUGUGUAGGACAGUUCAUCAGGAUCUGAAAAUGUCAAAUUUCCUCUCUUUGCUGAUUUGAAAUUACAACAGGAACCAGUAUUUGUGAUUAAACUAAAUAAUCUACGCAGUGAUAGUGGGAGAAUUGUGGCUCACUGUGGAAAAAUGUAAAGUUUGCCUCAUUUGGUUCAAAUAGCCAGUGUGGUUUAAAAAAUUAUGACAAUAGCAUAUAACAAGAAAAUUUUCAGGCUGUAUCUGAGGGAAAAUAGCUUUUGUGUAAACUUUCACUUUGCAGAUUGCAAUGUUUGGGCAUAAAACUAGCAUAUCAACGCAGUAUGAAUGUUACUUGUUCAUGUAGCACAUGCAGUUGUAUUGCAGAGCUCAGUCUGUUUUGUUAACCAAUCCAUAGUGUGAAAGACAAUGUUUUGUCUACAAUUUCAUUAUGAAAUCAAACAAUUUGAUGUCUGUGCUGUUAUUAUUUGUCUUUUUGUGUACAUUUUGGCACUACAUGUUUGAACUAAUGUACCAUAAUUUUGUGUAAAACCUUAUAUACAUGAAACUUAAUGAACUACUGUCAAGACCUUAAUAUUUUCUGCUUUAUAUAUGUUCAUUAUAGUGUUUGAGAAUAUACACUGUGAAAUGAAUACACCAGUAACAAGAGAGACUUCAUCAUCAGUUAAAUAAUUCCCUCAUUGUUAGUUGUUUAGUUAAGAUGUGUAAAAUUUAUUAAUUUUAUAUAGUUCAUUGAAUUAUCAAGAGCGAUCUGUGAUUAUUGCGGUAAUUUUUAUGUGGAAUUUGUUAUAUGUUAUUGAUAUGCAUAUACAUAGGGGAUUCUGUAGAUUGUUUUAUUACUUAUUUUAAUGUAUUAAAUUUACAUUUCUACGCUUUAUGUUGCCUAUCUGUGAUACAUUUAGAAUUGUAUUUUUGUAUACAAGUAUUGUAUUUUUGUAUACAUUUGUAUGUUUUCAUACUUUCUAUUUUUAUUAACUUUUCAUGCAUAGUACUGGAUGUAAAACAUACCUCCAGAAUUCACUUAUAUAUUUAGGCUUACAUGCAUAUGUGGACAUGUAUAUGAAGAAUUAUUAAGACAGUCCCCUUGAGCCACAAAGAAUCCAUACAAUUCUAUGGCCUCUUUAGAUCACUUGAUGUUAGUGGUGUAAUAGUUUUAUACAUUCUAUUGUUUAAGUAAUAAUGAAACCGUUUCCACUGUAUAACUUUUGUGUAAUGAUGGUGCUGUGAUUGCUAUUCUUCAUUUUGAAAAGCGACCAUGUCACUUAGAAA